AUGCAGAAAGACCUGCACGACCUUGUCUUCACAGAUCCUACAAUCUCGGAGGACGACUACGAAGCAGCCAUCAAAUGCCUACCACGAAUGGUCCAGAGGCUCAGGGACCAGAAUAAGACAUGGAGCAUGCAGCUAGAGAUCUUGGAUACUCCCGAUACCGCCCAGGCACGACGCAUCAGUCAAAGCCUCGACGAGCGCAUCCGAGCUGUCUUGGCGGAGAACGCCGAGCUGAAGUCCAGAAUGGACAGAAUGGAACACGAAAUUCAGAGCCGCGCACGACGGUCCACGAUCGUUGCCACGGAAGUCAAGUCGCAGUUGGGGGAGCGAUCGGAUGAGCGGCCUGCUCUGGAGGAUCAGGCCCGCGUGAGCUGGACCCCUCGCGAGUUCGAAAAGAUACUUGAGCUCUCACGAGUCUAUCGACGCAAUAGGCGCGGAUCCGAGAUAUUUGAUUUCGACAGCUCCAUUAUGCGGAGCUACUCUCUAUCCGAUUUGAGCCUGUCCAAUAUCUCUAUCAUUUCUGUGAUUGCGUUACCAAUCCAGGUGUCGGAGGUGGACGAGGACGGAAAAUGGUAUAAGCAGAAAGACUUGCAGAUAAUUCCAGAGCAUGCCGACUACGAUUCGGAGGAUGACGAUGCUACGAUACGUGCCCGAAAGGACACACUGGAAGACGACUCAUUGGCCGAUGAGCUCGACCGAGCGUUCUAUCCAGCGGACCCGCCGGUCUUGCGUGAUCUGCCUUCCAACGAAUCUCCUGUUCGGCCCGUGCUAUUGGAUCAGGGUGGCAAAGCUUUGCCACCUCCCUCAAUGGAUGUCGUAAUACAACGAAUGGAACGAGAUUUCGAUCGAGGAAGAGGGAAAGCAAAGUCGGAACCUGUGGCUCCAAGAGCGAGACCUGACAGCCCGUUUCCGAAGAGCGAAUGGGAUGUCAUGACAUACAAAAGUUACGCGCAAAGACUCUUCGAUGCAGAGUCUACUGUUCACGAAACCACAGCUGGAACUUCGCAGUCUUCGACCGGGCCAAGCACUCGCACGAAACAAAAUGAAUCUACAGAAGUGCUCUUUAUCUGUGCCAGUCUUUACGCCUUUGACCUGAAUGUGAGCCGCCUCGAAGCCGGCUAUCCUUAUCUCACAUACGCGGCCGGGGACAUUUUUGAUGUGCUUGCACGGGUAGGAGAGCUCUGGCUUGCUCGAAAUCAAGAAGACGACUCUAAAGGCGAGCUGGGAUGGGUGUGGGAGAAGCAUUUCGUGAUACUUGAAGCUGACCCGCGUUUCUUUGAGGACGUUGAAGGGCAGGCAUUUUUAGAAAAGCACAGCACUAUAUGGACAAAAGCAAACGCUGUAUGA
Lecanosticta acicola is the source of this 1344-nucleotide messenger RNA. The record is from the annotation of a GenBank genome assembly. NCBI's taxonomy places the organism in Eukaryota, Fungi, Ascomycota, Dothideomycetes, Mycosphaerellales, Mycosphaerellaceae.